CGGGACUCGAACCGCCGAACGCCGCGGCCUAGCCCAGCAUGCACCGCGGCCCGUCCCAGCGCUCCCCGCGGCCGCGGGCGAUGGCGGCGCCGCUGAAGCGCUGCCUGGUGCGGCGGCGGGACGGGCGGGAGCAGCACGGCCUGGCCGCCUCCUGCCUGCGGGAGCUGCGCCACAAGGCUAGUGGCAUUCUGGCUAUUGACGAGGCCAAGGAGCCCAUCACCUUAGUCCUGGCAGAAGACGGCACCAUUGUCGAUGAUGAAGAUUACUUCUUGUGUCUGCCGUCUGACACCAAGUUUGUGGCACUGGCCAAGAACGAGAAAUGGCCCGGCAAAAGCUCAGACAGCGGCACAGCCCGGCUCUCGGAGGCUGGGGAUGAGGUGGACAGCGGUGCAGAGAGGUGGAAACAGCUGGCCAGGAAACUGAAGGAUGACCUGUCCAACAUCAUCUUGAUGUCUGAAGAAGACCUCCAGGUGCUUAUUGAUGUGCCACGUUCAGAUCUGGCGGGAGAACUUGCUCAAAGUCAAACCCAAACCCAGGUGUUGCAAGACACUCUGCAGCAGGUGCUGGACAGACGAGAAGAAGAACGGCAGUCAAGACAGCUCCUGGAGCUCUACCUCGAGGCCUUGAAAAAUGAAGACAGUAUCUUAAGCAAAGUAACAGAAUCUGAGGCUGUACGAAGAGAGGAGAUGGAUGUGGUCGACACAGGCAUCAGCAGUACAGGCACUUCAGCCAGAAUGGCACUCGGUAACCAGCUCCUUGCUGCUCUGAAAGAGAAACCUGCUCCAGAGCUCUGCUUGGACAGUCAAGAUCUUGAGCUGGUCGUGAAAGAGGACACAGGAGCCCUGGCCUCGGCCCUGGGAUGGGACAAGCAGAAAGCCGAAGCUCUGCAGCAAGCCUGUGAUCAGGAGCUCUCCAAGCGUCUCCAGCAAGUGCAGACUUUGCAUUCCCUAAGGAGCAUGUCAAAGGGCAAGAAAACACUCCCCUUGGAAGACUGGCUUAGUUCAAAACGCAAAAAAUAAGACUGUAGUUAGUGCCAAUUGUGGCUUUGGGGUGGCGUUUUUUGCAUUAGAAUCAAUACAAGCAAAGAUACAUCCUGGGAACCAUGGUUUGCUGGUUGUACUGUGGUCAGGCUAUAGACAACUAAAACCUGGACGUUGUCCUGAGGCUUAAAGUCCUGCAAUGAUUCAGAUCAUGUGUAACCAAAGGGAUUGUGGCUUUUUGCAGAAUACUGGAACAAUGGUAUUGCUAAACACAGCAUGUAAGGGUUCAGCAUUGAAUAUCUGGUCGGGAGCCAGAAGCUUCCAUCCCAUAAUGACGGAUCCAGCUUCUGAAGCCCCAGGCAGCUCCUUCCUGGGUGCAGCGUGAGCAGCAACUUGUCAAACUCAGCAGAGGUGAAAGCACUUGCUUUGUAAGGCUGUGGGACAGCAGACUGAUAUUUGGCCUGUCUCUGUCACUUUCCUAAUCAUUUGUGUAGUAUCAUGAUGCUUUAAUAUUAAUGGGCUUAUUUUUAAAUUGGCUGAAGUGUUUCUUUUCUAAUAUCAUUAAAACCUUUUUACCUUA
Messenger RNA from Columba livia (rock pigeon), 1560 nucleotides. RefSeq names its product DNA fragmentation factor subunit alpha (gene DFFA). The coding region runs from base 39 to 1019 and encodes 326 amino acids. The record is from RefSeq and is a predicted model, not a curated record. The transcript is spliced from 6 exons. Lineage: Eukaryota; Metazoa; Chordata; Aves; Columbiformes; Columbidae. Gene Ontology annotation, cellular component: chromatin. Gene Ontology annotation, biological process: apoptotic process; negative regulation of execution phase of apoptosis.